AUGACGAAUUCCUCCGAUAAUUCGGUCGCUGGAUAUGGAUUCGAGGUGAUGAUGGCCAAGCUGGACUUUCUUCAGUACAAGUUGUACGAGAUCGAGCUCGGGUUGAAGGAGCGUGACGAAGAGGUAAAGGAAAAGCUGACGAAACUCGAGAACUCGAUCGACGGCAUUCAGUGGGAGAUGCAUCGGCACGAUCGGGAUGCUGGACACAACUUAACGGUGCUGAAGGCACACACCCAGCAGAUCCUCGCUCAGCAAACAGCGUGUGCUAGUCACGAACAAAUGCGGAAGGAGAUCGCACAAUUCAGUGCAAAUACAACGCGUUUUAAGCAGAGUCCGCUGUGGUACGUACAGAAAAGCUCAUCAAUCUCGCGAAUCAACGGACCGUUUAAAUCGUGCAAGGAGGCACCAGCAAACUCAUCUGGCGUUUAUCUGAUCCAGCUGAGUGACAACGAAUCUCCUUUUGGUGCGUUUUGUGAGCAGAAUAGCUUCGGCGGCGGAUGGUUGGUUAUUCAGUAUCGCUACGACGGAUCCCUCGACUUCUAUCGAAACUGGACGGAGUACCAAAAAGGAUUCGGAAGCGUAGAUCGAGAGCACUGGCUUGGAUUAGAACGGAUUCACCAGGUGACAUCGCGACGACAGCACGAGUUACUGAUAGAACUGAAGGAUUUCAAUGGAACUUACAAAUUUGCCCGUUAUACAAACUUCACGGUUGGUACCGAAUACGAGCAAUACGUUUUAAACAAUUUGGGAACUUAUACUGGUACAGCGGGAGAUUCGCUGGUGUAUCAUAAAGGUAUGAAAUUUUCUACAGUCGAUAGAGAUAACGACGAGAGUAGUGACAAUUGUGCGAGUAAGUACAAAGGAGCAUGGUGGAACAAAAACUGUCAUCAUUCAAACCUAAAUGGUCUAUAUAAGAACAUAGAGGAUUCUAAAGCGAAUUUGUGGUACCAUUUCAAUUCCAAAGAUCAUGGAUUAGCAUAUUCCAAAAUGAUGAUCCGAGAAGUUUAG
This is a messenger RNA of Anopheles coustani, 1008 nucleotides long. RefSeq names its product fibrinogen-like protein A. The transcript has a single exon. NCBI's taxonomy places the organism in Eukaryota, Metazoa, Arthropoda, Insecta, Diptera, Culicidae. Bases 1 to 1008 code for a protein of 335 amino acids. The record is from RefSeq and is a predicted model, not a curated record.